UCCACUUCUCGUCCCUCUGGCUUCGUGGUUUAUGAUACGGCCGAAUCCGAUUGAUCUGCUCCUCUUGGAGCCGCAUUCUUAUUGACGUCGAGUAUCCUAGUCUUUACCUGCCGGUUGCCAUCGCUUCCAAGACCCACUCACUCAUCUCCGGUCGUUUCACCCCUUGAAUAUCAUGCCGGAUUCCAGACCGGAUGGCCACGAUGCUAAGCAAUCAGGGCCGACUCCCCUGCGACGGGAGCGGGCCCCGACCAUUACUAUCGACACGUCCGCAGUAACGGCUCCGACUGACCAACACGAGCCUCCGCAACAGAUCCUUCCCACGCCGUCGCAGCCCUCUUUGCAGGUAUCGACCGAAAAUGUUGAUGCGAAUGAUAUGAGCGCGCUCUUGAGUAGUGGGGGUGUCUCUCCGUCGUCCGUCCGCUCUUUUGCUUCAUCCGAACCUCGAGACUACGAAAGUCGGCCCACUUCUCCGCAUAAUAUCUCGUCGCCCGCAUCGAAAACCACCGAGGCCAUGUCGAACUCGAAUUAUUUGGCCGUACCCGGCACGCGAUCCCGCGGCAACUCGCUUGAAUCCGAGGACUCCAACCAUUCGUCCAGUUCCUACGGGGGAGAUACCUACGUUCCCACGGCAUCCCACGGGUCGCGCACGGAUUUGACUCAGAACACAAUUAUUCCUGAUGAGGACGCCCUUAAGCCGGAUCCGGGACGCGAGGCGGAGUUCGAGGUGGAGGACAACAAAUUUGCAUUCUCGCCUGGCCACCUGAACAAACUGUUGAACCCCAAGAGCUUGGGUGCCUUCCAUGCCCUCGGUGGGUUGCGUGGAAUUGAAAAGGGGCUUCGGACCGACACACGAAGUGGCUUGAGCUUGGACGAGGGGGAUCUGGAUGGUACCGUGAGCUUCGAGGAUGCCACAGCGACGCAGACGUCCGAAAAUAUACCCAAGUCCGCUUCUCCCGCGCCGCAGUCCCCUUCCCGGACCGACACGAGUUCAUCGAAGCACGUCGAGCAUACCUUUACGGACCGGAGCCGGGUUUAUGGAAGGAACCAGCUUCCGGAGCGGAAGGCCAAGAGUUUCCUGGAGCUGGCUUGGAUUGCGUACAACGACAAGGUGCUCAUCUUGCUAACGAUAGCUGCGAUUAUCUCCCUCGCCCUCGGAAUUUACCAAUCGGUCACCGCCACCGGGGAUGAGGCACGUGUGCAAUGGGUCGAGGGUGUGGCUAUCAUUGUGGCCAUUCUCAUCGUGGUCGUCGUGGGUGCCGCCAACGACUGGCAAAAGGAGCGUCAAUUCGUCAAAUUGAACAAGAAGAAAGAUGACCGGAUGGUGAAGGUGGUUCGCUCGGGAAAGACUGCAGAAAUUUCCAUCCACGACCUCCUGGUCGGUGAUGUGAUGCAUCUCGAACCCGGUGAUCUGAUUCCUGUUGACGGUAUCUUCAUUGAUGGCCACAAUGUGAAAUGUGAUGAAUCCUCUGCAACUGGUGAGUCGGAUGUGCUGCGCAAAACCCCCGCCCAUGAUGUCUACCGUGCAAUCGAGCAACACGAAAGCAUCUCGAAGCAGGACCCCUUCAUCGUAUCGGGCGCCAAGGUAUCUGAAGGGGUAGGAACGUUCCUGGUCACGGCAGUUGGAGUCAAUUCGACAUACGGAAAAACCAUGAUGUCUCUCCAGGAUGAAGGCCAGACCACGCCGCUGCAAUCCAAGUUAAACGUGCUCGCCGAAUACAUCGCGAAACUCGGCCUUGCUUCCGGAUUACUUCUGUUUAUCGUGCUGUUUAUCAAGUUCCUCGCCCAGUUGAAAGGUAUGGGCAAUGCUUCCGAGAAGGGUCAGGCUUUCCUGCAGAUCUUCAUUGUGGCUGUGACCGUUAUCGUUGUGGCUGUCCCAGAAGGGUUGCCUCUUGCGGUCACCCUGGCGCUCGCCUUUGCAACGACCCGGAUGCUCAAGGACAACAACCUCGUACGUCUGCUUCGCGCCUGUGAAACCAUGGGAAAUGCGACGACCAUCUGCUCCGAUAAGACCGGCACACUGACCGAGAAUAAAAUGACGGCGGUGGCGGCCACCCUGGGGAAGAACCUCCGGUUUGGAGACAAAUCCACGGGAGCCUCGAGUCGUCCUGACGGCGACCGAGGCCGUGACCCUGCGACUACCCUAUCCCCAUCGGAGUUUGCUUCGAGUCUUUCCGGCCCCGCCAAGGAUCUCUUGACCAAGUCGAUUGUUCUGAACUCGACCGCAUUCGAAGGGGAGCAAGACGGCACCAUGACCUUUAUUGGGUCAAAGACUGAGACGGCUCUCCUGGGGUUUGCGCGUACGUAUCUUGGGCUAGGCUCUCUCAGUGAGGCCCGGGACAAUGCCAACCUCGUCCAGAUGGUGCCAUUCGACUCGGGACGCAAGUGCAUGGCCGUGAUCGUCAAGAUGGACAAUGGCAAAUAUCGGAUGUUGGUCAAAGGUGCAUCGGAGAUCCUGGUGGCGAGAUGCACGCGAAUCGUUCAUGAUGCCACACAGGACCUGUCCGAGGGGCCCAUGUCGGACGAGGACCGGUCGAGCUUGGACAAAAUCAUCGACCAUUAUGCGUCUCAUUCGUUGCGAACCAUCGGCCUGGUGUACCGGGACUUUGACCAAUGGCCACCUCGUGGUGCUCCUACGCAGGAGGAGGAUCGUUCCAUUGCCGUCUUUGAUGCGGUCUUCAAGGACAUGAUCUUGCUGGGUGUCUUCGGUAUCCAAGAUCCGCUGCGACCGGGUGUGACCGAGUCCGUCCAUCAAUGCCAGCGCGCCGGUGUGUUUGUGCGGAUGGUAACUGGUGAUAACAUCAAUACUGCCAAAGCUAUCGCUCAAGAGUGCGGCAUCUUCACUCCGGGAGGCAUUGCCAUCGAGGGUCCUAAAUUCCGUCAGUUGAGCAGUCGCCAGAUGACCCAGAUUAUCCCCCGGCUGCAGGUCCUGGCCCGGUCCAGCCCUGACGACAAGAAAAUCCUGGUUUCGCAGCUCAAGAAGCUGGGUGAAACGGUGGCAGUGACGGGCGACGGCACCAACGAUGCCCAGGCUCUCAAGACGGCCGAUGUUGGCUUCUCCAUGGGUAUUUCGGGCACCGAGGUUGCCAAGGAGGCAUCCGACAUCAUCCUGAUGGACGACAACUUUACCUCAAUCAUCAAGGCUAUGGCUUGGGGUAGGACUGUCAACGAUGCCGUCAAGAAGUUCCUGCAGUUCCAACUGACCGUCAACGUCACGGCCGUUGUUCUCACCUUCGUGUCCGCGGUCGCGAGCGGCAAUGAGGAAUCCGUGUUGACCGCCGUCCAACUUCUCUGGGUGAACUUGAUCAUGGACACCUUUGCGGCCCUCGCCCUGGCGACCGAUCCCCCUUCUCCCCACGUUCUCGACCGUCGACCCGAGCCCAAAUCGGCCCCUUUGAUCAAUUUGACCAUGUGGAAAAUGAUCAUCGGACAGAGCAUCUACCAAUUGGUUGUUACCCUGGUUUUGAACUUUGCUGGAAAAUCGAUCUUUCACUACAGAUCGGCCGAAGAUCUCGACCGGCUCGAGACGAUGGUGUUUAACACGUUCGUCUGGAUGCAGAUCUUCAACCAGUGGAAUUGUCGCCGACUGGACAACAAGUUCAAUAUCUUCGAGGGCAUGUGGCGGAACGUGUGGUUCCUGGGCAUCCAGCUGAUCAUCAUUGGCGGUCAAAUCCUGAUCAUCUUCGUCGGUGGACAGGCGUUUUCUGUCAAGCGACUGAAUGGCGCCCAGUGGGGUGUCUCGCUGGUUUUGGGCGUGAUCUCGCUUCCCGUCGCCGUGAUUAUCCGACUGAUCCCGGAUGAGUUCAUCAGCCGGCUCAUCCCGCGGUUCUGGCAGCGCAAGAAGGGCCCCGAGCUUCUGGUGUCCGACGAGGACCGGCGGUUCGAGUGGAAUCCUGCUCUCGAGGAAAUCCGGGAUCAGCUGAAGUUCCUCAAGACGGUUCGCGGCGGCCGACUGAGACAUCUCAAGCACAAGCUGCAACAUCCCGAAGAGCUCCUCCCCAGAUCUCGCAGCGGGUCCCGAUCCCGAGAAAACUCGAUCCCUGGCACUCCUAUUGGCGAACACAGCGACAGUACUCCCACCCAGCCGCCGACCCCGGAGUCGCGGUCCCGACGCCGCACUCGGUCCCGGUCGAAUUCGGCCUUUGGCCCGGCUGCUGCGAUGGCUGGCGUGGUGGCGGGUAGUAUUGCCGGCUGGUCUCCGAUCGAGCGGCCCUCCGACCACGGAGAGGCUUUCAAGGUCCAGACAGACAGCCCCCAUGGAGGUCUGGAUAAACAGAAGGGCAUUGAAAUCCACCCGGAUACGGCUGCUGAGGACCAGAUCCUGGGCGAGUACCAGACCUCGUCCAAGACGCCUCCUAGCCAGAACCCCGGACUGCUGCCUUUCUUUGAAUAUGCGCCUCCCGAGCGGGCUCCCUCUAGCCGUAGCCGGCGGUCCACCUCUCGCCUGUCACGGUCCAGCCAAAGCCAGGCGUGAUGCACGAUCCUCCUCCAAUUCUCUCGCCUUGUAUACUUAUGAAUUGCUUUGAUUAUCCAAUGCCGGCUUGUGACUUGGGUUCUUAUGCUAGAUGUUGUUGCGCGUUCUGGGUUUAAUACUGGCUUGCUUGUUUAUGGGACUCGAUUAGCCUCGUGUGGAAUACUGUUUCUAAUAUCCUGGGGUGGUUUGGCGUACGUGAUUAAAAGGGUCGUUUCUAGACGUUGUCGCAUGGGGUAGGACCUGGGCAAGGCCGGUUGUCUGCUUUACUUUCCCUGUACAUAGCCAUGCUUCGGGUAGACUCGAUACAAUAAGUACAGUCGAUGAUUUCUAUCCCAG
This is a messenger RNA of Aspergillus ibericus CBS 121593, 4807 nucleotides long. It is a transcript of the gene pmcA, whose product is annotated as putative P-type calcium ATPase. The transcript has 2 exons. Gene Ontology annotation, biological process: calcium ion transmembrane transport; intracellular calcium ion homeostasis. Lineage: Eukaryota; Fungi; Ascomycota; Eurotiomycetes; Eurotiales; Aspergillaceae. Gene Ontology annotation, molecular function: P-type calcium transporter activity; ATP hydrolysis activity; ATP binding. Gene Ontology annotation, cellular component: intracellular membrane-bounded organelle; membrane. The record is from RefSeq and is a predicted model, not a curated record. The coding region runs from base 173 to 4471 and encodes 1432 amino acids.